AUGGGACAUGUCCCAUCCAAACAGCCAAGAAAAAGGAGCUCAGCGAGUAGUAAUAACAGUGAUGGUAAUUCUUCUUCAGCAAGUAAUAAUGGUACUAUUAAAAGUAAUCGAUCGAGUGAUAGUAAAAAUGUUGACGGAUUUACCUUUAAUUGUAAUAUUGACAACUUCAGUUCACGAGAGAUCAUCUCACAUCAAUCAGCGAUAAAUCAAACUGUCGAUAGAAAACAUCGGCAACACUUCUUGGUUAAAUACGUAUGGGAUGGGAAUUUUUCGUCUCCAAUUGAGCAAAAAUUAAGUGAUGGUUGUAAAGUGGCCGAGAUAAAAAUGUCUUUUGUGGAAAAUAUUUUGAAACAAGACGAAUGGUCAAUUAUUUUAGAAGAAUCAUUAAGGAUACUGAAACCUGGCGGAUAUCUAGAAUAUCUCGAAUAUGAGACUAAAAUUUAUGAUGCUGGUCCAAAAGUAACGACAUUUGUUGAUAAAUUUGCAAAAUAUUUAGAGAGUGUAGAUAGGUAUCAAAGACUACCAUUUGAAUUAUUUUCAACAUUUCCUCAAUUACAAAAUAUAAAUAUUGAAUCCAGAAAAUCAAAAACUUGUUACAAACAUGAUGAUAAAGUUGCCGAAUUACAAUUCGAAUUAUUCGAACUUUAUUAUGAAUCAAUUGUUGAUAUUUUUAGUGAAUACAUGGGAAUAACAAAACAGGAAUAUGCGGAUUUAUGGGAGGAAUAUAGAAUAGAAUCUAAAAGCUAUACCAAAGCUUAUACAAAAAUGUAUAAAGUAUGGGCUCAAAAAAAAUUAAAUUAA
Entrophospora candida is the source of this 801-nucleotide messenger RNA. Lineage: Eukaryota; Fungi; Glomeromycota; Glomeromycetes; Entrophosporales; Entrophosporaceae. The record is from the annotation of a GenBank genome assembly.